Messenger RNA from Candidozyma haemuli, 570 nucleotides. Its product is annotated as CFEM domain-containing protein. The record is from RefSeq and is a predicted model, not a curated record. Bases 1 to 570 code for a protein of 189 amino acids. NCBI's taxonomy places the organism in Eukaryota, Fungi, Ascomycota, Pichiomycetes, Serinales, Metschnikowiaceae. The transcript has a single exon.
AUGAACAUCAUCUUCCUUACCCUUCUUACCAUGGUUAUGGCUGUGGACGAAUGGUCAACCUACCCAUCGGUCCCUCACACUGCCUCCAUCAACGGUUUCGCCGACCCUAUCUACGAAGACCUCCCUGAGUGUGCUCGUCAGUGUGUGGAACUCUCCACCAAAAACACCCCAUGCCCAUACUGGGACACUGGCUGUUUCUGUGUCAUGCCCCAAUGGUCUGGCAUUGUGGGCUCUUGUAUUGCCGAGAGCUGUCGUGGCGACGAGGUUGCCAAGGCCACUUCUUUGGCCUACUCCUUGUGUACCAAGGUUGGCGCCGAUGUGUGGAACAUGCCAUCUUCUGUGCUGAGUCUUCUUUCGCUGGCUGCUGGCUCUGCUCACGAGGCUCCAUCUACUACUAAGGACGCUACUUGGGGCAAGACUGAGGUUGUCAGUUCUGUCUUGGCUACUGCUAGAACCGAGGAUAAGACUAGAAGCGGUGGUCCAACUAGUACUAGUUCUGGAAACGGCGCUGGUAGUGCUGUGGCUGGAGCUGCUGCUUUUGUGGUGAUGGUAGUUGGGUUUUUUGCCUAA